Molecule: messenger RNA, 1068 nt
Organism: Exophiala xenobiotica
Lineage: Eukaryota; Fungi; Ascomycota; Eurotiomycetes; Chaetothyriales; Herpotrichiellaceae
Exons: 1
Coding region: 1-1068 (355 amino acids)
Source: RefSeq, a predicted model, not a curated record
AUGGCAGCAACCCAAAUCCCGGAGGAACGAACCGUUCCAGACAUGACAUUCCAACUUCGCGGCCUGCAGGUCAGCGAGCUGCCGAGCACGGCAUCGAAUGGACUCUCCAUAUCUCGGCCUCACAGGUGCAACCCUGGUACCGGUCGAUUGGCCGCGUCCACGAUUUCGUUUCUCAGUUUGCCAUUCGAGAUUCGGCGAAGCAUUUUCCAAUAUGUCUUCCAAGCUCCAGAGGCGGCAGAGUUCCCACCACCAAAGCCGACCAAGACGGCGACUUCACGCCGGGAUUAUGUGUCUCCUCUGCUGAUCUGUCGUCAAGUUCAUGGGGAAAUGCACCUCCUUCCGUUCCAGAUCAACAAAGUGAAAUGUCCGUCCGUAUUUGGUUCCAACAUCACAGCCACGAAACAAUUCCUGUCCAGCUUGCGAGAGGUCCAACGAGGUGCGAUCAGACAAAUUGAUUUGAGUUUGCUUGCCAGCGUGACCGAGAUAUGGGAGGUCAGAUCCUUGCUGAGGCUGAUGGCUGGAAUGGACGAGACAGAUCGCCGCCAGAAUACUGCUCGUCAAGACACGGAAACCCGCCCCUCGAGAGAUGCCAGCAGCGGAUCGCGAUUCGACUUGCGAUCUCUGACAAUCCACAUUGGGACGCGAGAUCUGUACUUGCAACAAGCAGACUCGCUAGCCGGACUGAUGCAUUUUCUAGCGUGUGGGCCUCCCUAUCCAGUGUCCUUCGCUUCCACGUCUUGGGUGACUGAGGGUCUGGUGCACGUAAGAGCUCUCAGAAGGCUGACGAUAAUCGUGGAGGCAAGUGGUGAUGUAGCGCACCAGGUCUCGUCGACCGAAAGAGACCAAUUCCAGCAAACCCUUGCCAAACAACUGCCUGGGGAUGUUACAGUCAACGUUGCCUGGAGGAUAAAAAAUCCUAUCUGGAUCAUAGACGACAGCGAGUGGGCGGACUUCUCAUGGCCACAAGAUCCAAGUUACAUGCAGGCUGAAAGGGCAGUAGAGCUUCAAGGAUCAACACCAGGGGACCUAAGCGUCGGGUUCUCUUAUAGUACUCGGACCCCGAUAUGA